This is a messenger RNA of Raphanus sativus (radish), 1052 nucleotides long. RefSeq lists its product as uncharacterized. The transcript has a single exon. The record is from RefSeq and is a predicted model, not a curated record. The coding region runs from base 596 to 934 and encodes 112 amino acids. Lineage: Eukaryota; Viridiplantae; Streptophyta; Magnoliopsida; Brassicales; Brassicaceae. Gene Ontology annotation, cellular component: mitochondrion.
UGACACCAAUGUAUAAUGCGUUGGGUUUUAGAACAGAAAGGCCAAAAAACACAAGAAAGAAGACAGUUUUGUUGUGUUUUGAAUCCCCUUUAAGCUACAACAUCACCAACGAAUAUAUCUAACAAAUAUGAUUAUAUUAGAAAACAAACAAAAUAAGAUCAUUCAGUAAUUAAUGUACCUGGCCAUGGAGGAUGGAUGCAAUGGUGAGGUACCAAGCAGUGUCAGUGGUCAUCCAAUAAAAGACGAGACUAAUUUUACACCAACGUAAAUAAACUACUCUUAUUUAUCAAUUAUGUUCAAGUCUUCAAGACUCAUGUAAACAAUCUAGUAACAUUUUAUAAUUUUAUGAUUUAUAAAUGAAAAUUGUUCCACGACACCGUGGAGAAUUUAUAGAUCUUAAAACUGUGAUUAACUACAAACGGGAGAAAACAGACUAUUUACUUAUUACUAAUGGGCUUUUAAAUGGGCCAAAAGAAGUGCUUACCAAGCAAAGAGAUUAGGCCGAAAUGGCCCACAAGAGGAGGGUUUGAGAGAUUAAACCCUAAAUUGAAGACUUCUUUGUCCGUUUUCUUCUCUCGGUGAUCUGGUGGUAUCGAUGGCGAGUCGGCUAAAGGAGAUAGUGAAGAAGUACGGGAAAGUAGCGCUGGGGGUGCAUUUCUCAGUCUCCGGAGUCUCGAUAAGUGGAUUCUACAUAGCCAUCAAGAACAACGUGGAUGUGGAGUCGCUCCUGGACAAGUACCAAAUCCCCUGGUUCUCGUCCGACGAGAAAGCUUCGGCGGAAGAAAAGAGCCGACAGCUGGCGAAAUCAGCAGGGGGAGCCCUGGCUUUGGCGGUUCUGUGCAAUAAGGCGCUGUUUCCGAUAAGGGUGCCGAUCACGAUGGCGUUGACUCCUCCGAUAGCUAGAUUCCUCAGGCAGAGAAAGAUCGUCGGUUGAAUUAAACAUUUUCAUCAUAUGUUUCUUUUUUCUUUUUUUUUUGUUUGAUGUGUGUGUUGAAAGAGAAAUUUCGGAGAUGUAUUGAUGCUUGUUAAAUCCCAAAAAAUAGUUUAUGAAA